Molecule: messenger RNA, 1611 nt
Organism: Fusarium musae
Lineage: Eukaryota; Fungi; Ascomycota; Sordariomycetes; Hypocreales; Nectriaceae
Exons: 5
Coding region: 1-1611 (536 amino acids)
Cellular component (GO): nucleus
Source: RefSeq, a predicted model, not a curated record
AUGACUUCUCCCCCACCUACUGAUACAUCCUUUGAUGUGAACAAUCCACAUGUGCCGUCAGGCGUUAUAGACCAUCUAAUAGAGAUCUUUCGUGUCAAACUACACCUCCAGCCUUUGCAACUAUUCAAUAUAUCUGAACUCAAAGACACUCUCACUUCGGCACCUCAAUAUCUUCUCUACAGUUUCUUGGCGCUCACUGUGCGGUAUAGUGCUCAUGAAUUCUUCAAUGGCAAACAGGCCAAGGCGGUUGAGUUGUUUGGUAGCUCUGCACAGCAAGAGGUUGCCAUCCUUGCUUCUCAGGGUAUUCCUAAGCUCGAGAUUGUGCAAGCUUUAUGCUUGCUUGUCCUAGUUGAUGUCGCAGCUUGUAAGCCAGGCCGAGCGUGGAUGAGCAUCGGAACAAUGUCCCGACUUGAGGCUCUCCGAAAAUUGUCCCAAAGUUCUUUCUAUGAAUCAUCACCCGACCUUGAGGCCAGCCUGAGAUGCCAUUGGACCGUUGCUCUCCUAGAGCAAACAUUCAUGCCUCAAGAGCGUAGUAGUAUAUACGACAAUGACGAACACAGAUACCCAGCUAGCGCUCGUAGGCCACCUUCACUUCCGCCCACGAAUGAUGGCGAGUGCCCUCCAGAUCUCUUCUCAGACGAUGCAUCCGAGGAUCUGGGAGUGACCGCAUAUUAUAUCAGCGUUAUCGAGAUGUGGGGUCACCUCUCAUCAUACAUGCACCAAGUCAGAAUCGGAAAAGCAGAGACAGCAUGGUUACCGGGUUCAAUGCAUUACAUCCUCUGUGCAGAGCUUUACAGACAUGAAACCAAGCUUCCCCAUAGCCAUCUGCUAAGAAACGUCCAUUUCACGAAAAGAAUGGCCGCUGAGCUUCAGGAUCAGCGCGAAUACUGGAUACCAUGGCUUCUCAUGCAAGUAGUUACUCACGCCAUCACCGCUAUUCUACAUCAUCCUUUCAUCCACCUAGUGGCUAUGCGAGAUAGAUCUAGCGGACUUCAGGCCCGUUCCUUCUUACAGCAGACUGUCGAUCAGGCUCUAUUUAAUUCAGCAUGGGUGUUCGAACUCUUGCGCUUAUGUGAGGAGCUGCACUUCGAAAUCUGCGACCCUUUAGUAGGGCAGCUAGUAGCUGUAGUCGCAACGAUACCUUGGCUAUUCCAACGUGCGAUUGAUCCGAAAGUCGCCGGAAAGGCAAAGGGCGAUCUAGAGUGGUGCAAAGGGUUCUUGGAGAGACUGUCAUCGACAUGGCCGCACAUUGCGCAAAAGACCUUGGACUCUACCGCAGACAAUAGCUCACUGCCGCCCGCUGGUAAGGGCAUCUCUAUUGUUUUCCAUCCAGCUCUGUUUUGGGCUCUGGUAGAUCCCAAGAUCAGCCAGAUGACGCCCAUGUGCGGAGAGAGUUCAAGUCGUCCGCAAGAUGCUAUGAUUCGCAUCUCAACGCAUUACAUCCAUCCUUUGACUGAGACACAGGUGAGCCAGUUGGCGCCGAGUCAAAGAGAGGAGUCAUUUGAUCCUUUCAUGUUUGACGUUGGGGAACUUGAGGAAAUCAAGCCCAAGUGGCUUGCGGAUAUUAUCAUCUUUUCUCAAUCGAGCAUCCUGAAGGAGGAUGGGGGCUAA